CUUCAAGCAACAGGAACGCCAUCCUCACGCCCGCUGCCGACGAGCCGUGUCUGUCGUCGGUGUCGCCCCGUCUCACUCGUUCGUUUGAAUCGCAAAAGUCGGCGACAUCGCGCCCCGGGCCGCCUACAUUCACUCGACAGCGCGUUGGCGGCAGUCGCAGACGUCCGCCCCUGCCCCGGCGACGACCAACGCGACUACGGCGCUCUGACUGCACUUUCUGGCGCUGCUUGGACGACGGACGCUAUACCACGCCGCAUCUUCACUGCAUCGACACGCGACGCGCUUUCACCCCCCACGACGCGCCCAGCUACCACACAACAUCGCCAGCACCGACCCGCCCGCCGCCCGCCGCACGCCCAACCGAUGCAAUAGAGGCAGCGACCCUGGCGUACUUUGCGUCCAAGCUGGCCGCGGCCGUCUCCUUCGCCAUGGCGGAGCCCGGCAGGCUCAUGGGCCAAACAGCAGACCCCAACCUGGACGACGCAGACGCAGACGGCGACUAUGACAUGGACGAUGUCGACGAGGAGCACACGCCUGCCGACGACAACGGCCCGGACACGUCCACCCACACCCUCGAUGCGGAAGGCUCGACCAUCGACGCGGAGGGCGACGACGUGGACGCCGAGGGCGAAGAGGUCGACGACUACGACGACGAGGCUGAGCCUGUGGGCGCCGUCAAGAUACGCGCAUCCUCCGACGACAACGAGGACGAGGACGCCUUCUCGGAUGCCAAGACCAGCGACAGCGAGCACACCGACGCCAGCAGCUCCGAGUCUGAAGAGGAGAACCAGUGGCAGGCCGAGAGCGAAGAUGGCGAGGAGGCUGAGGUUGCUAGGACCGACCCCAACGUCUGCAUAUACUGCAACCAGGACGAGGAGCACGACCCAAGUCCGGAGUUCGAGGAGUAUCUCGCUUGCAUAGUGUGUGGAGAUAAUGCACAUCGGCAGUGCGCCCGCGACGCUAACACGCUUAGCCCCGACGAUGAUGCAACGCAUUGGCGAUGCACGGCCUGCAUACAGUACGACCUCCACGAAGAUGAAGCUGGAGCAGAAAAAGCAGCCGAAGAAGAAGAUGACGACGACGAGGAAGACGAAGAAGAGGGAGAGGAAGAAGAAGGCGCACCCUCUGUUUCAGCAUCACUCGCGUCACUCACUCGCCGUAGGCUCUCAUCCGUGCCCAAGCUUGCUAGGGACUUGCUUCCUUCGCACCGUGGUGGUGUAGAUCCAGGCGGCCAUUCCAUCUUCAAUGAGCUAAUCCUUCCUGAUGAGCCAACAGAUGGAACACGCUCGCUGCGAAAACGGAAAUCUUCACAUGAACACGAGCUGCGUCCCCCAUCGAGGCAAACACGAAAGAAGCGGCGGCCCUCUGAAGUGUCCAAAUCGGAAGCAGGUCCUUCGAUCGCUGCGUCCUCGCCCCGUGCGCCAGCAAGAGGUGCAGCGGCAGAUGAUGAUGAAAGCGAGGAUGGUGCGCAGCACAGUGGAUCGGACGAGGAAUCCCAAGUGCGAUCGACACGUGCACGCCGCGCCAUACCUAAGAGGAAUGACAAACGGCCACUCGUCUGGAUUGAAGAAUCUCAAGGUCUAAGCUUGAUAAUUGUCUUUCAUCUCACUAACGAGAAAGUUCAAAAAAUCGUCACGUCCAAACCGAAAAAGAGAGCCCCAACCCUUACAAUCGAACAGGAGCGUCAGGAGCGCCGACGAGAAAGGGAUAGGGAACGCCGAGAACGCAAUCGUCGAGCCGCACAGGCUGCUAGGGAGUCACCAGAGGUUACUCACUACCCUUCCAUCCAGCCAAUACACGCUGCACCGUUCCCAGGAUUCGUAGACAAAGAAGCAAACGAAAGCAAAAGCAAGCCCUACGGUGGCAUUCUCUCCGAAGCUGAUGCUGACACCUCGAAAACCUACCCAUCGCAAGCCGAUAGGAAGCGAUUCGAAGAUGCCCGUGUGAAGGCCGAAGAGGAGUGGACAGAGAAACAAGCUGCACUGUACGCCAAUCUGGAGCCUGCGAAGCUAAACAAGCAAGCAACGACCGCGAGCAAGAUCAAGUGCGUCAAUUUCGGUGGGUGGGAGAUCGACACCUGGCAUGCUGCACCUUAUCCAGAGGAAUACAGCAAGAACAGGGUGCUAUACAUUUGCGAGUUCUGUCUUAAGUACAUGAACUCUGACUAUGUGGCGUGGCGACACAAGCUCAAAUGCCCAGCCAAGCACCCUCCAGGCGACGAGAUUUAUCGCGACGGCAAGUACUCAUUCUUCGAAGUCGACGGCCGGAAGAACCCUGUCUACUGCCAGAACCUGUGUCUUCUCGCCAAGCUGUUCCUAGGUUCAAAGACGCUCUAUUACGAUGUGGAACCGUUUCUCUUCUACGUUAUGACUGAGAAUGAUAAUUAUGGAUGUCACUUCGUCGGUUACUUCUCCAAAGAGAAACGACCGAGUUCACUCAAUAACGUCUCCUGUAUCCUUGUACUCCCGAUUCACAUGCGCAAGGGUUAUGGACAGUAUUUGAUCGAGUUCUCAUACCUUUUAACGCGCGUCGAGAGGAAGACAGGAAGUCCGGAGAAGCCGCUCAGUGACAUGGGUCUUGUGAGUUACAGGAAGUACUGGCGCCUUGUGCUGUGUGAAGAACUACUCGAGCAGAAGGGACCCAUCAGCAUUGCGGCUAUAUCAGAACGUACGGGGAUGACAGCUGACGACAUCGUGUCUGCUCUCGAAGGGUUGCGUGCUCUUGUGCGUGACCCCGUCACGAAGAAAUACGCCCUGAGGCUCGACUUGAACUACUUCAAGCAAUACAUCGAGAAGUGCACCGCUGCGGGGAACCCAACAGUCAAAGCUGAAUGUCUCGUCUGGACGCCGUACGUCAUGGGUCGCCUGGGUCAAUAUGAAGACGGCCCAACAUUACACGCCGUCCAACAACGCGACGACAUCGAGGAUGAAGACAUCCCAGCCCAAACCCCAGAAGAAGGCGUCCAAAUAGCCGAAGCCGCAAAAGCCAACAACUCAACAAACAACUCCACGCCCGCCCUCGCAGACGACACCGAGCCCACACCCGACAUCCCCCAAGAAGACUCCAUAAACGGCUCCCCCGCCCCCGCCACCCCCCUCGCAAACGGCUCCACCAUCGCCCUAGCCGGCUCGCAAAUCGCACCGCCCACAGACCCCGCCAUCCCCCCAACACGCUAUGAGAUCUUCCCGCCCAUCCCCGGCCAACCCGCAGCAAAGCGCCGCCCAGGCCGCCCCUUCGGCGCCCGCCGCCGCACCAGCACCCCCAACCGCGCCCGCAACACAAACCUAACCAUGCACACAGCCCCCGUGCCUAAACUGCGCUUCUCGCCCAGCAGGGCGCCCGCUACGCCGGGUACCGUCUCGUUGCGCCGCACGAGAAGCCGGCUUGGUGAGAGCGUGGUUAAUCUCAAUAAUGACGAGGCGGAGGAGGAUGGGCCCGGGAAGGUUGUUAAGCUUAAUGGUGGCCGGAGGAGUACGAGGAGCUCGACUACGUCGAUGGGGAGUCCGAGGAAUCGGCCUGAUGGGAAGGGGAAGGGGAAGGCGGUGCCGAUUGAUGAGGAGAUUGAGGAGGAGGGCGAUGGGGAUGUGGAUGCUGAGUAUGAUGAUGCGGAUGUGGAUGCGGAGGGGGAGAUGGACGUCGAUGCUGAGGGGGAUGUUGAUGGUGAUGGGGAUGGGGAUAUUGAUGCGGAGGGGGAGGAUGACGAUGAUGUCGUUAUGGCGGAUGCGUGAUGGUGGGUUGAUGUGUGUAUUUGUAUCCUGGAAUGGCGUUUGGGGAGUCGCUCAUCGAUCGAUUGGGCGGGAUAUGCGUUGGCUGGGUUCUUUCUUUUUUUUCAUUCUGCUGGUAUUGAUUGAUAUUGGUAAGGGUUUGGCGCGCGGAGAUACCUUGGGUUGGAUGAUAGGCAUGGCUUGGCUUGGAAUGGGGAGUUUGGG
This is a messenger RNA of Dothidotthia symphoricarpi CBS 119687, 3929 nucleotides long. RefSeq lists its product as uncharacterized. Gene Ontology annotation, biological process: regulation of DNA-templated transcription. NCBI's taxonomy places the organism in Eukaryota, Fungi, Ascomycota, Dothideomycetes, Pleosporales, Dothidotthiaceae. Gene Ontology annotation, molecular function: histone acetyltransferase activity. The transcript is spliced from 5 exons. Bases 429 to 3728 code for a protein of 1099 amino acids. The record is from RefSeq and is a predicted model, not a curated record.